Molecule: messenger RNA, 1204 nt
Organism: Phanerochaete carnosa HHB-10118-sp
Lineage: Eukaryota; Fungi; Basidiomycota; Agaricomycetes; Polyporales; Phanerochaetaceae
Exons: 6
Coding region: 24-950 (308 amino acids)
Biological process (GO): proteasome-mediated ubiquitin-dependent protein catabolic process; protein deubiquitination
Cellular component (GO): proteasome regulatory particle, lid subcomplex
Molecular function (GO): protein binding; proteasome binding; metallopeptidase activity
Source: RefSeq, a predicted model, not a curated record
CGCAGUACACCCACGACGAACACAUGAUGGAGGAGCAGUUCGCAAGGAUGAUGAUGGCCCAGGAGAGGCGAGGAGCAGGAGGUGAAGCAUCCGUGCCCGACAAUGGUGAAGUUAUACACAUCUCGUCGCUCGCACUACUCAAGAUGUUGAAGCAUGGGCGUGCGGGUGUGCCCAUGGAAGUUAUGGGUCUUAUGCUCGGCGAGUUCGUGGACGAGUACACGAUACAAGUAGUCGACGUCUUUGCCAUGCCUCAAUCGGGAACCACAGUCUCUGUUGAGUCCGUGGACCAUGUCUUCCAGACCCGAAUGAUGGAAAUGUUGAAGCAGACAGGGAGACCAGAGAUCGUUGUUGGUUGGUAUCACUCUCACCCGGGUUUUGGGUGCUGGCUAUCAAGCGUCGAUAUCAACACUCAGCAAUCAUUCGAGUCCCUCGACCCCCGGUCAGUCGCCGUGGUCAUUGACCCAAUCCAGUCUGUGAAAGGAAAGGUUGUUAUAGACGCUUUCCGUCUCAUCCAGCCUCAGACGGUUGUCGCCGGGCAAGAACCACGCCAAACGACGUCGAAUAUCGGCCACAUCAAUAAACCUUCUAUUCAAGCCCUCAUUCAUGGCCUCAACAGGCACUAUUACUCCAUUGCGGUAAACUACCGGAAGACGGAGCUUGAGCAGAGUAUGCUCAUGAACCUACACAAGCGGAAUUGGACAGAAGGUCUGACGCUCAGGGACUUCAAGUCGCACAAGGAGGCGAACGAGAAGUCUAUCAAGGCGAUGCUCACGCUUUCCGAAGCAUACAACAAGUCCGUCCAAGAGGAGUCGACGCUUACCGCGGAACAGCUCAAAACCAGGCACGUCGGAAAGCAAGAUCCCAAGAGGCACCUGGAAGAGGCCGUCGAGGAGGCGAUGGGGAACCAGGUGGUCCAGAACUUGGCUACCAUGCUCUUAGCUGAGCUAUAGACCUCCGUCGCACCACUUCCGGGCGGACUUCGUGCCGAGUCAAUGUGUAUGUAGCCAGCACGACAGGGGCGGGUUCUCCCCUGGACUUCUUCUCGGCAAACAGCUGCACAUUCCAGAGCAUUCUCAGCGCGUCCUGUGAUGUGCUAGACGGGCGAUGGCGGUCUGGACAGACGAUGACGGUGCUAGAGACAACCUUUUGUAUUCUAUUUCACUCUCAGGCUUCAUACUUUCAAGGAACACAGGCUCUAAGUUGG